Messenger RNA from Daucus carota subsp. sativus, 5585 nucleotides. RefSeq names its product RNA-dependent RNA polymerase 2. Gene Ontology annotation, molecular function: RNA-directed RNA polymerase activity; nucleic acid binding. Gene Ontology annotation, biological process: siRNA processing. The transcript is spliced from 6 exons. The record is from RefSeq and is a predicted model, not a curated record. Gene Ontology annotation, cellular component: nuclear RNA-directed RNA polymerase complex. Bases 142 to 3495 code for a protein of 1117 amino acids. NCBI's taxonomy places the organism in Eukaryota, Viridiplantae, Streptophyta, Magnoliopsida, Apiales, Apiaceae.
UUGCAACGAGAGACAAACAUCUUCGUCUUGUUUGUUUUCGCUGAGUUUCAUAUUGCAAAUACUAAAACCCUGAAACUCUUUCUCUCUUGCAUAAUCUCCUUCAUUACUAUACCUUCGUCUGUGAAUCUCCAACUCUCCGAAAUGGGUGUUGAAGAAAGACCCACAUUGUCACUAAAGUUUUCGAACAUCCCCAGAACCACCACAGCCCAGGAGAUUCUUGAUUUCUUUGAAUCAAGAAUCGGUAAAGCCUCAGUCUUUGCCUGUGAAAUCUUCUCUGAGCACAAAAAUUGGAAGCCAAGAGACUCCGGGAGAGUCCAAUUCGAAACCCUGGAACACAAAAUCAGAGCCUUGACACUGUAUCAACAAGGGCAGCUUGUUUUCAAGAAGCACAACAUCUGUUUGUCUUCUUCGUUUGAUGAUGUUAUUAUUCGACCUGCGGAGGUUUCGAAUAGGGUUGAGAAUGGGGUUUUGAGUGCUGGGAUUUUGAGUGGGAGUGAGUGGAUGAGUGUGCUGGAGAGAUGGGGGAGUGUGAGAGCUUGGGUUAUGCCUGAGAGGAUGGCUUGUGAGUUUUGGUUGGAUUGUGAUGGGGUUAGCUAUAAGCUGGAGGUUUUGUUUGGGGAUGUUUUGGAGGUUUCGAAGUGUUGUUUGAAUGGUGGGACUGAGCCUAAUGGGGUGCUACUCACUCUGAAGUAUGCACCAAGGAUAUACAAAAAGGUUUUGGGGCCCCAUGUAGCUACGAGGUUUGGAUCAGACCGUUACCAUGUAUGCAAGGAAGAUUUUGAUUUUCUGUGGAUUCGCGAAACAGAUUUUUCCACUGUGAAGUCUAUUGGGCAGUCUUGUGCAUUAUGUUGCGAAUUUGUAGAAGGGACCUCUGGUUUAGAUGCCUUUUCUAAAUUACCAUUCUAUAAAAAUGAGUUCACCAAACUAGUCCUGAAAGAAAGUGAAGAGUUUCACACUUCAUCUGAGCUCAAUCCACUAGUAAGGUGUCCACAAAAGUCUAAUUUAUCAUAUGAGGUCCUUUUCCAGCUUAAUGCACUUGUUCACAGUCACAAACUCAGCCUUGCUGCAGUGAGUCCUGAUUUGCUUGAGUUGCUCAGCAGUUUGAACAAAUUAAAGGCCUUGGCAAUCCUUCAGAAAGUCCAUAAAUUGCAGUACAUGUGUUUUGAUCCUAUGCAUUUUAUUAAUGACCACUUGGAAUUUCAAAAGAAUAAUGGAAAGAAUUUGCAGCCAUCAUCUGUUAGCAAAUCAACAAAUCCUAAUGUGAUGAGUUGUCAUAGAGUUCUCAUCAGCCCGUCAAAGAUAUACUGCUUAGGCCCUGAACUUGAAUCAUCUAGUUAUGUUGUGAAGAAUUUUUCUUCAUAUGCUUCAGAUUUCUUAAGAGUAACUUUUGUUGAUGAAGAUCUGGGUAAGCUUCAUCCUCAUACUGUUUCAGCAAGCACUCAGAAAGGUAUAUUUGCUAAGCCUUUCAGGACUUCCAUAUACCACCGUGUAUUGUCUGUUCUCAGGGAGGGAAUUGUUAUAGGUGCUAAAAGAUUUCAAUUUUUAGCGUUCUCGGCUAGUCAGCUUCGUUCAAAUUCAGUAUGGAUGUUUGCUUCAAAUGAGCAUGUGAGAGCAGAAGAUAUCAGGGAUUGGAUGGGUUGUUUUAACAAAAUACGCAAUGUGUCAAAAUGUGCUGCGAGGAUGGGUCAAUUGUUUAGCUCUUCCACGCAAAUUGUAGAAGUUUUACCACGAGAGGUGGAGAUUAUUCCGGACGUCGAAGUGGUGUCUGACGGUGUUGAGUACUGCUUCUCUGAUGGUAUUGGGAAGAUUUCCUAUACUUUUGCUAAGGAAGUUGCUAAAAAGUGUGGACUCAGUCAUACUCCCUCUGCAUUUCAGAUCCGAUUUGGUGGCUAUAAGGGUGUCCUGGCCGUUGACAAUAAAUCUUCUCACAAACUAUCCUUGCGUGGUAGCAUGCAUAAAUUUGAUUCAGAAAAUAGGAUGCUUAAUAUAACUAGCUGGAGUGAGUCUAUGCCUUGCUACUUAAAUCGGGAAAUUAUAUCCCUUUUAUCUACCUUGGGUGUGGAGGAUCAUUCUUUUGUGGCCCUGCAAGACGUUCAAAUUCGUGUUCUCCAAAAAAUGUUAAGUGAAAAAGAGGCAGCAUUAGAUAUCCUCGAAAGCAUGGGUAAGAGUGAUGGUAAUAGAAUUCUAGCAAAUAUGUUGGUUAAAGGUUACAAUCCAAACGAGGAACCUUACCUCUCCAUGAUGCUUCGAUCACAUUACGAACUUCAGGUUUCUGACUUAAGAAGCAGGUGUCGUAUUCUUGUUCCCAAGGGCCGUAUCCUAAUUGGAUGUCUAGAUGAAAGUGGCAUUUUAGACUAUGGCCAGGUUUAUAUUCGAAUAACCAUGACUAAUCGGGAGCUAAAAAGUGGUGAACAGACUUUCUUUCACAAAGUAGAUGAAACUACGUCUGUACUGAUCGGGAGGGUUGUGGUUACAAAAAAUCCUUGUCUACACCCAGGAGAUAUCAGAGUUCUUGAGGCUGUAUAUGAUGAGUCACUGGUGAAGAAUGGCUUGACAAAUUGCCUUGUCUUCCCUCAGAAAGGUGAAAGGCCACAUCCAAAUGAAUGCUCUGGUGGUGACCUUGAUGGUGACUUAUAUUUCAUAAGUUGGGAUAAAAAACUUAUUCCACCUCGAACUGUAGCCCCUAUGGAUUACACUGGACGUAGACCACGCCUAGUGGAUCAUGAUGUAUCUUUGGAGGAAAUUCAAAGGUUUUUUGUUGAUUAUCUGAUCAAUGAUAGCUUGGGGACCAUCUCUACUGCACAUUUAGUUCAUGCAGACCUUGAUCAAGAUAAAGCUUUGAGUGAAACAUGUCUCUACUUGGCAAACCUUCACUCAAUGGCAGUAGACUUUGCAAAAACAGGAGCACCAGCAGAAAUGCCUAGGGCCUUAAAACCAAGGAUGUUUCCGGAUUUUAUGGAAAGGUGGGAAAAACAGUGUUACACUUCCCAAGGAGCACUAGGGAAACUCUACCGUGCUACUGUUGACUCUACAGAGCGUGAGAAGUUGGGUCCUGCCUACCCAAACAAUUUCCAAGAUUCUUAUGAUCAAGAUCUUGAAGUGAAUGGCUUUGAAUCUUUUAUCAGUAUUGCUGAAGGCCACAAGGAGAUGUACUUGGAUAAACUUGUUAGCCUGAUGAAGUAUUAUGAAGCUAAAAAUGAAGUCGAAAUUCUAUCUGGUAAUCUGCAAAGACAUUCGUCAUAUUUGUUGCGAGAUAAUCGAAGAUACGGAGAAACAAAGGAUCGUAUUAUGAUAUCAAUCAAGAACCUGCACAAGGAAGCCACAGGAUGGUUCGACAGCAGCUGUGCAGAACAAGAAAAACAGAAGCUGGCAUCGGCAUGGUAUUACGUAACUUAUCAUCCUACUCAUUGUCAAGAAAGCAUCAAGUGCCUUGGCUUUCCAUGGAUUGUAGGUGAUAUAUUGCUUGAUAUCAAGUCAGUCAACAGCAAAAUUUAGUCUUAGGGUAUGUCUGGCUUAUAUUAGUAGAAUAACUUUUUACUUGAAGUUAAUUUGGUUGUACCUGGUAUUUUACCACCACCCCUUGUUACAACCAAAGUGUUGGUAAUUCUACUUGAAUGUAUAUUUUCUAAUAUUUAAGUUUCACUGGUUGCUUCUGUCUUUAAGUAAUAUAUUAGAAAUUAGAUCUGAGAUGCGGUAAUUUUUUUUUUGUAAAUGAAAAUUACAGCCUAACAAAGGGCAAAAACUGUAAUAAAGAGUACAGUAAAAUUACUGAUAUGCCCUUGUCAAAUCCGGAAUAUCCAAAAUGCCACCGACUGUUACAAAACAUGAAGUCAUCUGAUAUACAGGAAGGGUUCAUCUGCCCUAUCUCCCAUUUUCCUGUCGGCGAGCCGAGCGUAUUUGAGCUUCAUUUUAUCCAUCUUCUGAAGGUUCCUCUGUCGCAUGGAGUCUGUCAACACAAAGUACAACAACUUCAUGAGCAUUGAUAUGAUAAUCAUCGAUCAAAAGGAUUAAAAGGAUAUUACAUAUUUCUUAGCCUACUUGCUAUUGAUCUAACUUGGUCCUUAUAUUACCUGUUAGUGGUGGUAGCUACAGCAACAGCACCUACACCUGUCUUCAAAGAUAUGGAAUCUAACAGACACCUAGUUGAAGUGCUGAUGUAAUUUAAACUCUCUCUUUUUAUACUCUGAUACAAUUAAAGGUUGUUUACACUUUACAUCUUUGGAAAAUAAAUGCACAAGUUAUUUGACUAAUAUAUAAUACGAUAUGGUUUCAGGCUUUUGAGGAAUUUAAGUAAUUAUGUACUGUUUUUUGUUAACAAACAUAUACACAUGCAUAUUUGAGUAUAUAUAAUGGUACAUAUACAUAGGUAUUUAUCAAAAAUACGCCUACCUAUGGACCUGUUUUUCAGAAUAUAUAGAUAUAAUUUUAAGAUAAUUAGAAAUGUGUGUAGUAAAACUGUAAAAACUUAUACUAAAUCACUACUUACUAACCGGAAUAUUAGUACGAACAAAAUUAAUAGUGAAUAUGUAUGACGCACUCGGCUCAUCUCAUUUCUUAAUGUGCUGAUACAAGAAAAUUUUAUUUGAACAUAAAAAUUUAGUCUGACCAAAUAUAAAAUCGAUACUCCAAAGUAUAUUCCUAAUAGUACCUCAUAUCGUCAUAUUCUGAACAUAAUUUUGGAAUAUCGGUUGUUUUUUUUAAUUGAAAUCAUGAAAUGUUAUUAAACAAGCUACAUUAUACUUGAUGAGAAUAUUUUGUUUCAGCUAGUGGUAUACAUACAAGUAUGUUAGGUUGAUGAGCUUCAAUAACUAGUUAGAUUUGUGAAGUGCAAUUUAAAGGUUUAUAGUAAGGAGAAAAUUUGCGUUACACUUGUCAAAGAGGUGUAAAUGGCUCUACUUUGAUGUGAUAAAUGAAUCUUUUAUAUAUUUUCUUCCUUGCACGACAACUAUUUCUCUAUUUAUAAAUUGUCAUUUCGGAUUACUCUGAUGAUUCAUUUAAAUAUUAUAGGUGUAAUGUACUAAUGUGAUUAUGAAGUUGAGUCAGGUUUCACAGUCAGAGAUGAGAUUUCUACAUGCAAAGUAUGUGUGAGCUCUUAUUUGUUUUGAGUUUGAAUGACUUUCAUAUUAGUAACUGAGGUGGGUCUUGAUGGGAUCUAGUAAGGGCGGGAUGGGUCUAGCGAUACCGGGGUGAGGUCUAGUUUGGUCUCUUGGACGUGGAUGGAGCAUGUCUGAGACAUGUUGGGAGUCUAAGAGCUUCAGUGGACCCAGAAUGGAUUUAGUGGAAGGGGUCUGGAUCCCUGGUCGGUGAUGACACAUAAAGCACGGGUGAUAUGGGUUUUCUCUUUAGUUUCUAUUUGAAUAUGUAUAUAUCUAUAUGCAAGUAUGUAAGUAUGUGUGAGCUCUUAUUAGCUUUUAGUUUGAAGGAUUUUGAUGAGUAUAGAUGUUAUAUUAGUUUUUAGUUUGAAGUACUUUUAGAUGAGUAUAGAUGUUAAUGAGAUAGAAUGAGUAAAAAAAUCCAUUGGCGGUGAAAGUUGCAAAUUUUUUAUUCUUUUUUGCUAAAUAAAGUUGCAAAUUUUUCAAUGCCAA